AUGGAAACUAACUCGGUUUCCAAGCUUCUAAUACUUCUCUUCAUGGCCUUGUUUGUGGGUUGUGAGCUGAUUCAUUGCAGUGUCACGUAUGAUAGAAAAGCCAUUGUCAUCAAUGGCCAAAGGAGAAUCCUCAUCUCUGGCUCCAUUCACUACCCCAGAAGCACCCCUGAAAUGUGGGAGGAUCUAAUUCAGAAAGCCAAACAUGGAGGCCUAGAUGUUAUCGACACUUAUGUUUUCUGGAAUGUUCAUGAACCAUCUCCUCGCAAUUACAAUUUUGAAGGAAGAUACGAUCUCGUACGGUUCAUUAAGACAGUGCAGAAAGUGGGGCUUUAUGUCCAUCUUCGCAUUGGACCUUAUGUAUGCGCUGAGUGGAACUUUGGAGGAUUUCCUGUUUGGUUGAAGUAUGUUCCUGGCAUCAGCUUCAGAACAGAUAAUGGCCCUUUCAAGGUGGCAAUGCAAGGUUUUACUCAGAAAAUUGUUCAGAUGAUGAAGAGUGAAAAGCUAUUUCAAUCUCAGGGUGGUCCAAUCAUUCUUUCUCAGAUUGAGAAUGAGUAUGGACCAGAAAGAAAGGCACUGGGAGCUGCUGGUCAUGCAUACAUGAACUGGGCUGCAAAAAUGGCUGUUGGAUUGGGUACUGGAGUACCAUGGGUGAUGUGCAAGGAAGAUGAUGCUCCAGAUCCUGUGAUAAAUACAUGUAAUGGUUUUUACUGUGAUGAUUUCUCUCCAAAUAAACCAUACAAGCCUAGCCUUUGGACUGAGAAUUGGAGUGGCUGGUUUACAGAAUUUGGUGGCCCAAUUUACCAGCGACCAGUUGAGGAUCUAGCAUUUGCAGUUGCUCGUUUCAUACAGAAGGGUGGCUCAUAUAUGAAUUAUUACAUGUACCAUGGAGGAACUAAUUUUGGACGAUCAGCUGGUGGCCCAUUCAUUACUACAAGUUAUGACUAUGAUGCUCCAAUUGAUGAAUACGGUUUGAUCAGGCAACCUAAAUAUGAUCAUUUGAAGGACCUUCAUAAAGCUAUCAAGUUAUGUGAACAUGCUUUGGUUUCUUCAGAUCCUAAAGUUACAUCAAUAGGAACGUAUCAGCAGGCUCAUGUAUUCUCUUCAGGAAGCAGAACAUGUGCAGCUUUUCUAGCAAACUAUCAUUCAAAUUCUGGUGCUAGAGUGAUCUUCAAUAACAGACACUAUGACUUGCCUCCUUGGUCCAUAAGCAUCCUCCCUGAUUGUACAACAGAUGUAUUCAACACUGCAAGAGUGAGGGUUCAACCUUCACAUAUACAAAUGUUGCCUAGCCAUUCCAAGUUGUUCUCAUGGGAGACCUAUGAUGAAGACAUAUCUUCUCUUGAGGAAAGUUCCACCAUAACUGCUUCUGGACUUUUAGAACAGUUGAACACUACCAGAGACACUAGUGACUAUCUAUGGUACAUAACCAGUUUUGACAUAAGUUCAUCAGAAUCGUUUCUUCGAGGAGGAAACAAGCCUAGCAUUAGUGUGCAUUCUGAAGGAGAUGCUGUCCAUGUGUUUAUUAACGGUCAAUUUUCAGGCUCUGCUUUUGGGACAAGGGAACAAAGAAGUUGCACAUUUAAUGGCCCUGUCAACCUACGCGCUGGAACUAACAAAAUAGCACUUCUCAGCGUAGCUGUUGGAUUACCGAAUGGUGGAAUCCAUUUUGAAACAUGGAAGACAGGAAUCACAGGUCCAGUUUUGCUCCAUGGUCUUGACCACGGACAGAAAGAUUUGUCUUGGCAGAAAUGGUCAUACAAGGUUGGUUUAAAAGGAGAGGCUAUGGAUUUGGUGUCUCCCAAUGGGGUCUCAUCUGUUGACUGGGUCAAAGAAUCUCUAGCUACCAAAAGCCAGCCACAAUUGAAAUGGCACAAGGCUUAUUUCAAUGCACCGGAUGGAAAUGAACCAUUGGCUUUGGACCUGGGCAAUAUGGGAAAAGGUCAAGUAUGGAUCAAUGGACAGAGCAUAGGAAGAUAUUGGAUGGCUUAUGCAAAGGGUAACUGUAAUUCUUGCAGCUAUGCUGGGACAUUCCGGCCUUUAAAGUGCCAAAUUGGUUGUGGACAACCUACCCAACGAUGGUAUCAUGUUCCAAGGUCCUGGUUAAAACCAACAAAGAACUUGAUAGUAGUUUUUGAGGAAUUAGGUGGGAAUCCUUGGAAAAUAUCUCUGCUAAAGAGGACAGUACAUACUCCAACAGCUAGUGAACCCAUUUCAAAGAACUGAAAGAACAUGAAUAUAAGUAACCAAAUGGUGAUUGUCAUGGCAGCAUGCAGUGUAGCGUAUAGUUAUGAAGAAUAAGAAAUUGUAUGUCCACUUGGGAAGUUUGCUGGCUUCCAUUGGCAUUGGUUGAUAAUAU
Molecule: messenger RNA, 2356 nt
Organism: Gastrolobium bilobum
Lineage: Eukaryota; Viridiplantae; Streptophyta; Magnoliopsida; Fabales; Fabaceae
Product: beta-galactosidase 5-like
Exons: 18
Coding region: 1-2223 (740 amino acids)
Biological process (GO): carbohydrate metabolic process
Cellular component (GO): vacuole; cell wall
Molecular function (GO): beta-galactosidase activity
Source: RefSeq, a predicted model, not a curated record